Molecule: messenger RNA, 2777 nt
Organism: Lytechinus variegatus (green sea urchin)
Lineage: Eukaryota; Metazoa; Echinodermata; Echinoidea; Temnopleuroida; Toxopneustidae
Product: toll-like receptor 13
Exons: 2
Coding region: 1-2376 (791 amino acids)
Biological process (GO): toll-like receptor signaling pathway; immune response
Cellular component (GO): membrane
Molecular function (GO): protein binding; transmembrane signaling receptor activity
Source: RefSeq, a predicted model, not a curated record
AUGGCUAGCACACCCCUGUAUACCCUUCUCUGUUUGGGAACUGCCUGUGUGCUAUUCUUUCUAUCUGGAGGAUUGUCUCUGAAGUAUGAUAUAUUAGGAAGGAAUGAAUCUCUAAACUUCAGCUCGGUCUCUACUAGUGGGUGCCAACUUACCUAUACCAGCCGUGGUGUCAACGCUAGCUGUACAAAUCUUAACCUUCAUUCUGUUCCUGAAGGUCUACCAUACAACACAACAGUGCUUGAUCUCUCUAGAAACGUGAUUGAAACCCUCUACAAUAAAUCUUUCACCUAUCUUCCAGACAUCAUCAAACUUGACCUGUCCUACAAUAACAUCACUGCAAUAGAAGGUGGUACCUUUAAGCCUCUGGGAAUCAAUGAAAUACAUGUACUACAAUUAACACUUGGCUUUAUAAAGAAUAUAGUUCCACUAAACCAAUCUAUUCACCAUCCUCAUCAUUCUCCAAAAAUACAUUUGAUAAAUCUCGUUUCGAAUUAUCUGAUCUCCUUCCAAGAUUUUGUGUUUUGGGGAUUAAAUCAAACAAAUAUUCUAAAACUGGGAUAUAAUUUCAUUUCUACUUUAUCGAACUAUACGUUUUGUGGACUAGACCAGUUGAUUGAAAUAGAUUUAUCAGAUAAUAAUUUAAUAUAUUUACCUGAAGGCAUGUUCUUCUGUAAUAAAGUCUUACAAAAAUUAAGACUUAAUCGCAAUAAGAUACAAAGCUGGUCUGGAAGUACAAUUUCUAAUCUAUGCUCUUUGAAUCACUUAAACCUAUCUGGUAACAAAAUAAAAAAUAUUGAUAAUGGUACCCAAACAUUUCCCUCAUUGGAAUAUCUAGAUCUUUCUUUAAACGCAAUUACAUAUAUACAAUUUAUUCCCCUACAAAUUUAUACUAAUCUCAAAAUACUGGACAUGUCUAACAAUGAUUUGUUUUGGAUUUUACCUAAUACCUUCUCAGGACUAACCAACCUAAAAGAGCUCUAUCUCACUAAUGAACUAUUGACCCAUUAUUCCAAACCUUUCCAAUACAUGAGUAAUCUUCACAUAUUGGACUUAUCAUCUGCAAUACAGGACAUGACUUCUGAUGUCACGCUGUUUACAAAUUUAACAUCUCUUAAGAGACUGUUUUUAUGUAAAAACAACUUACAGAGCAGACAUUUAUUUGACACUUUGACUUCUCGAUCCCUAUUUACAAAUCUUGAAACUUUGUUGACACUGGACUUGAGAGAGAAUGACCUGGAUAUGUUAGCACCAGGAACUUUCAACCCCCUCAAAAAACUUGAGAUACUGCUGCUUUCUCAGUCAUCAGUAAAAGUGUUGUUUACUGGUGUUUUUGAAGGUUUGACUUCUCUUAAAGCAUUGGAUCUCAGUGACAAUUAUAUCUCAUCAAUUUCUGAUGAUGUAUUUCCAAUACAAUCUCAGCUUAGUGUUUUGAACAUGAGCAAUAACAAUCUUGGUAUUAUUUCCAUGACCCUAUUCAAUAUAAACCCAGAUUUUCAGAGUCUUUACAUUCAACACAACAAAAUAACUACAAUAAAACGAGGGACAAUAUUUCCCAAGAAUUUCACAAUAGAUGCAUCAAGAAAUCCUUUAGGCUGCACUUGUGACUUGCGUUGGUUUGUGAAGUGGCUACGCCUCAGCAACGUUGAAGUCAUCCAUCCAAAUGAUACACUUUGCUCACAAUCUUCCAUCAAAGACAUGGUAGAAUCACCAAUCCUGUCAUUCAAUCCAGAUAAAUACUGUGGCAUCAACAUCCUUCUUAUCACAAGUGUGUCUUUGACAGGUAUACUGGUUGUAGCACUUUCUUUGUUGGCAUACUGGAAGCGAUGGUGGUUCAACUACAAGGCGUUCCUUCUUCGACUUGCCAUUUGCGGCUACAAGGAGAUGGUCCAGGACUUUGAGGACCACGACUACGAGUACCAGCUCAAUUUAAUGUUCCAAGAGGAAGACCAGGAAUGGGUGGAUGACAUCAUGAAGCCAGUUCUUCAGGAAAGGUUUCCUCAUCUGGAGAGAGUGGUCUUUGGUGACAACGACCUCCACCUUGGAAUGUUCUACAUAAACGCUCUCCAUUAUGCUGUUGAGAACAGCUUCAAGACUGUUCUCUUGUUAAGCAACAACUCUGUACGUGAAGCCUGGUUUAUUACCAAGGUACGUAUAGCCCUAGAGGAACUCAAUGACAGCAAACUGGACAAGGUCAUACUGUUUUUCCUUGAGGAUAUUGACGAUGAGGAUCUCCCAUACCUGGUUAGGUUGUUCCUGAGUAAGAACAAACCUUACAUGCUGUGGACAGAUGAUGAGGAUGGUCAAAAACUAUUCUGGGCACAGUUUGAGAAAAGCAUGAGGUCCAAUAAGGAACUCAAUAGUGUUAUCCCUGUUUAAUCACAUGACCUGUCACAUGUAUCUCCUAAAUGUUGGCCUACUUUAAUAUUUUUCACUGAUGAAUUAAAUCACUGGUAACUGAAUGAUCAUAAGGGUCUUUUCCGGACCCCAUGGUCGCACAUGACACAACUUUGAUUUCGACUUGGCCCUGAUCAAAGCGUAUCCAAAGUCAACUCGGUCGUUCUUAGGACCCAUUUAGAGAUUGAAAGAGCCACAAAUAGUGUCAAAAUAUCUGGUCUAAGGAGCCUAGAAAACUCCUUCAACCAAUGCAUUGAGGUGUUUCAGGGACAAAUGAAAUAUGCAUUUGACUUGAAGAGUAUAAAUUGAAAAUGGAAAACAAUUAAUUUGUUGUUUCAGACUAAAAUUAAAUGUUAGCUUUCAGGCAAGACGGGUUGUAGAUA